Salvelinus namaycush (lake trout) is the source of this 725-nucleotide messenger RNA. Its product is annotated as transmembrane protein 26-like. The record is from RefSeq and is a predicted model, not a curated record. The transcript has 2 exons. Lineage: Eukaryota; Metazoa; Chordata; Actinopteri; Salmoniformes; Salmonidae. Bases 13 to 630 code for a protein of 205 amino acids.
ACACCCUUAACAAUGUUAAACCACGUCUCCCACAGGGACAGCAGUCCCAGCGUGGUGUACGUCACACCCUUAACAAUGUUAAACCACGUCUCCCACAGGGACAGCAGUCCCAGCGUGGUGUACGUCACACCCUUAACAAUGUUAAACCACGUCUCCCACAGGGACAGCAGUCCCAGCAUGGUGUACGUCACACCCUUAACAAUGUUAAACCACGUCUCCCACAGGGACAGCAGUCCCAGCGUGGUGUACGUCACACCCUUAACAAUGUUAAACCACGUCUCCCACAGGGACAGCAGUCCCAGCAUGGUGUACGUCAUCCUAGGAGUCUGGACGUGGAGUAUGUUCCAGUUUCCUCUCCACCUGUCAGUGUCUACCUCCAGACCUGAUGAAUACUCCGAGGGGAAUCAGGGUGUGUCUCUGCUGGCCAGACUAAGAACAGAUAUCUGGAGCAUGGUGGAGAGCCUCUUCAUCCAGGACGGACCCUUCCUGGUGGUCCGCCUCACCCUCAUCCUCUACUUCCACGUCAUACACCAGAUGCUCAUCUUCUUUGCCAUCAAGAACUUCCUGGUGGUCAUUCUGAACUUCUACCGUCUGUCUGUCAUCUACUGCGACUACAAGGCUUCAGGUUAAUCUGAGGUUAUUGUCACGACUUCUUCCGAAGUCGGUUCCCUCUCCUUGUUCGGGCGACGUUCGGCGGUCGACGUCACCGGUCUUCUAGCCGAUCC